UGUACUUCUAAACGAACAAAAGAUUUUUUUCCUCCUCGUUUUCCAGUUGAGAAAUAACGUUUCUGUGGAAAUUGACGUUAAACUGCAACAAAGACAAUUUACCGAACGAUUGGCCAUUACUUGGCUUGCUCUAGCAGUAUUUACAAACAAAUAUAAUAUAUUUUCUAAUAGAAUAAUGGUGUGUCGUUUAUGAGUAGGGGUUUCACAUCACGUGACAUUAGUCAUUUCUUAGGUAUUACAUGUAAAACUGUAUGUCGGACGAUUGACCAUUCGCUAACUGUGGAAGAAGUGUACACACUAAGUAAUGGAAACUAAUGAUGUUAAAACAUGUCAUCGGUGUGUUGUAUGUGAUGAGGUUUUUCAACAAUAUGAUGAUUUAAAACAACACCAUAAAAUGCACAUAAAGGAAGAGAAAACUGAUGAUGUAGAUGAAAUUUGUCACAUUAAAAAAGAGCAAACUGAUGAUGUAGAUGAAAUUUGUCACGUUAAAAAAGAGCAAACUGAUGAUGUAGAUGAAUAUUGUCAUGUUCAUUUUAAUGAAGAAAAGAGUGAUGAUGUCGAUGGACGUUUUCAUGUUAAAGAAAAGAAAAGUUGUCAUGUUGAAAAUAUUGAAACUGUUUACGAGUGUGAACUGUGCGACAAACUAUUCAGAUUAGAAUCUGAUUUAGAAAAACACUGUGAAAUCCAUGUUGAAGAAGAGGAGUCAGUUUUGAAGCACGAGACAAGUUUCAACCAGUAUAACGAAACAGAAAUAAAUGAUCUGUUAAGUUCAGGGCAGCGUGUACAAUGUAAUGUCUGUAGCAAAUUAUUUACGUCCAAGUAUUACCUUAAAGUUCAUAUCAGAACCCACACAGGUGAAAAGCCGUAUUCCUGUGGUAUUUGUGGUAAAUCAUUUAAAACUAACAGCGAUUUAUACCGACAUAUGAGGACGCAUACUAAAGAAAAACCAUAUAGUUGUGAUAUUUGUGGUAGAUCGUUCCGAGAAACAGGUAAUUUAGCACAACACAUGCGAACUCAUACAGGUGAAAAAAGGUACGCCUGUGAUGUUUGUAGUAAGCCUUUUAAUCGGAACAGCGACCUUCAGAGACACAAAAGAUGUCAUUCCGGAGAAAAACCAUACAAAUGCGGUCUUUGUGGAAAAUUAUUUGGCGAUAACGGAAAUUUACGACAACAUCUGAAAACUCAUGCGAAUGAAAAGACAUUUACAUGUGAUGUUUGUAGUGCAUCGUUUAAGCGGAAUAGUGACCUAAAGAGACACAAUAUAGUUCAUGCUGGAGUGAAGCCAUAUACAUGUGAUGUUUGUGGUGAAUCCUUCAGUGAAACUAGUAAUCUAGGACAACACAUGAAAAUUCAUACAUGUACGAAUACGAGUGAAAAAAGUUAUUGUUGUCUUGUUUGUAGCAAAUUUUUUUCAAAUAAUAGUCAUUUACAAAGGCAUAUGAAACUUCACACUAGAUAAAAAAUUUUUUACAUGUGAUGUUUGUGGUAUAAAUCGUUUCGUCAAAGUGGACCUCUUAAAGGAGUUAAAUCGCUAAUAUUUGGGAGAGAGACAGAGAGAGAAAUGGGGUUUAACGUCCACUCGACACAAACUAGGUCAUUUCGGGACUAACAUAUGUUUUUUUAAAAUUUUAUUUACAUAAUUCGCUUGCGCGUAGGGGUCUUUAGCAGUGGGAGGAAACCGGAGGACCCGGAGAAAACCCACAAGGUUGGACAGGCGACCCUACUCCUUGUCACGUACAACCGGGGAUUCGAAACCACGCCAGUUGACUCAAUGACAGACUUUAUGAUACAGCGCACGCACGCUAACCAUUCAGCCAUCCAACCCCCCCUCUAA
This is a messenger RNA of Patella vulgata (common limpet), 1834 nucleotides long. RefSeq names its product zinc finger protein 239. Bases 305 to 1459 code for a protein of 384 amino acids. The transcript is spliced from 2 exons. Lineage: Eukaryota; Metazoa; Mollusca; Gastropoda; Patellidae. The record is from RefSeq and is a predicted model, not a curated record.